UGUGAUUCAUCAUAAUGUCGUCUGAUCGAACGCAACACGAAAGUUUUCUCAGUGAUCAAAUAAAAGAACUAUUGCUAAUAAGUGCUGGUGAAAAGCAAACAAAACAGGUCAACUGGCUGGACAAUCGAGGAGAGAUCAAUUGGACUAAAGUAGCUGGUUUAUUCGCCAACUGCAUAGUACCCCACAACGAACAACUUACUUAUGACCACUGCCAGGCUGUUACGGAGAAGUUUCACACCUUCCUGGCUAGCAUCCCUCCGAUUCCAUUUAAACCGGAGAAUCUACGUUGGACCAAUCGGCUUACACUGCUAGAAAUAACGCACAAUUUAUCAUGUGGAAGCGAUAACUUAACGGCAACGUUGAUACUCACCUCUGUACUGGAAUAUGCAUUGGGUAACGUUUACCAAACCUUGACCGGUCAGGUUCCACCCCACUUACUAAGGGAUCUUUUGAUGACCGAGACUUUAGUAGAAUUUUUAGGGCCAGAAAAAAUCUAUUUAAUGAGACUGCUGUUGGGAACUCCAAAUGGGACGAAUUUGAGAAACUUGCUGUGGCACGGAUUUCCCGCACUAACAGAAAUAGACAACUCCUACAGAAAUUUCCUUUUUGGGAUGCUCUCGUCCAUUGGACAAACUUUUAACCGUAUAGGAUUUCAACUAAAAUGGAAGUCUUGUUCGAUCAACGUUAGUGAUUUGAUGAAACAAAUGGAGCUGGAAACGGUUGAUCUCAAGAAAUUGGAAAGUGCCUUACAGGAUCACGAGCUGAUCAACGGAAAUCAGUUGGACAUUUGGAUGAAAGCGUUUGAGUUUUAUCGGAGUGGAAAUUAUUACUUCUGCACCAGUUUGGUGCUCCCACAGCUGGAAAUGUUUCUUCGGAGGUUGUACGGUGGACUGUAUCAGUGGGAUUACCGAGCGAAGAUCGAUGAGUACUACAUUAUCAUGGACACGAUAUUUGGAGAAAAGGAUUCCACAGGAAAUCGUAACAGAACUUACGAUUGUUUCAGUCAAUCGCUUCUGGAGCUGUCCUAUGAUCUGAUGUCGGCUGUGGCCGGCUCUCGAUUGCGGGACAAACUUAGCCACGGGGAGCUAGAUUACGGUCAGGUUGAUCAAACCGUUGCAGAUGGAGUUCUCGGCGUUAGUUAUCUUUUGGUCACGAAUGAUCGUCAGUACCGAUACAGUAGCAUUUUUCACCCGAAUGCACUUUUAGUCAGUAGAUUAGACGAAUGUGAACGUUCUUGGGAAAAGUGUUCCGAAAUCAGCAUUCCUCCGGAUUUAAUUGACGAAAGAAAAUCAAUGGUGGAGGAUGAUGUUCCUUUCAUACCGGAUAUACAAUUGUUGCCUAGAGGUUCAAUAUUCAAAAGACCACAGAGAGAAGAUGAAAUGGUAGGGUUUCUUCAACGGAUUUCGAACGUUCUUCGACAAGCUAUGGAUAACUUUCGGAGCUCGCUGGUCCAAAAAUUGCAUGCUUUGGAGAGGCGAGAGUUGAGAUCUCGCGGAAGGAAAACAUUGCAAAGAAUGGUGCGAAUGUUACCCGCAAUUGGACAAGCUCUGGAGUUUGUGCUCAAACUCGUGAGGUGGAUGUUCUAUUACAUAUCUCAGGCAGACGAAAUUCGAGCAGUCGAUUCUGUGAUAAGGUUUAUGAAGAUUAUUCUAAAAUAUACGGAGAAUGCUGCUAACAACCUAGACGCGGGGAACAACGUCUGGCAGCCCCUGUACGAGACGACUCGCCGGGAGCUGUACCCUAAAACUAGACAGUACCAAUCGCUUCUGUUGAGCUGAAAAUUCUUAAAAAGGAUGGUUUUAAGCUGCUGUUAUUUUUGUUUUGUGUUUGAGAAAUUUAUACAAAUUACCACUGUUUAGCUUGAUUUGUACAAACGAGUUUGCGCGCAUCAGACAAAUAAAAACCAAAUCUGAUUUUGGUGGGAACAAAAAAAACCGUAAUAAAUUAUUAAGCACUAUGACACAACUAAUGUUUGUCAAAAAAAUCCAAAAUUUGUGAUCGUCUUUCAUUGAAAGUGUUCCUACUGGAGAAUGUCGCGCGGAUUGCCUGGGGGUGAAUAUGAUUUUUUUUUAGUUGAGUUUGUCUUACUUAGAGAAUACGUCUAGAGUAUAUUUAGUUAAAAACUAAGAUCCAGCUGAGACUUUGCAGAUAGUAGGUACCUAACUUAGGUGAGUGUUCAUUUGUUACAUAAUUU
Molecule: messenger RNA, 2194 nt
Organism: Uranotaenia lowii
Lineage: Eukaryota; Metazoa; Arthropoda; Insecta; Diptera; Culicidae
Product: endoplasmic reticulum membrane-associated RNA degradation protein-like
Exons: 3
Coding region: 15-1778 (587 amino acids)
Source: RefSeq, a predicted model, not a curated record